AUUUAGAGCCCAGCAGAGGAAGUGGUAAAGGAAACUAGCUGAGUCGGUUUCUGAGAAGAACCCAUAUUUGUUCGCAGAGGAAGCCGUUGCUUUCUGGGAUCUGGUUACAGCACAAAAGACGUCUGCUCCAAUAAGCGUGUUCCAGAAGACACCUGGGAGUUGGAGAGUCAAGGACACCAGCAAGCUCUGGAUUUGGGGUUCUCUGUCCAUGGGUGCGCCAUUCGCACUCAGCUUGUGAGCUUCCUUCCAGGAUAAAGCAGCUAUGGCACUGAGGAAUGUACCCUUUCGCUCAGAGGUCCUGGCCUGGGACUCCGACAGCCUUGCAGACUACUUCAAGAAGCUGAACUUCAAGGACUGUGAAAAGGCAGUGAAGAAGUACCACAUUGAUGGGCCACGGUUUCUGGCCCUGACAGAAAACGACAUCCAGAAGUUCCCCAAGCUCCGGGUGCCGAUUCUCAGUAAGUUAAGUCAAGAAAUCAACAAGAAUGAAGAGAGGAGGAGCAUCUUCACACGCAAACCUCAAGUUCAGCGGUUUCCUGAAGAGACAGAAAGCCACGAAGAAGACGAGGGGGGCUGGUCAUCCUUUGAAGAAGAUGACUAUGAAAGUCCCACUGAGGAUCAGGAUGGGGAGGAUGAUAAUGACUACGAGUCCCCCAAUGAGGAGGAAGAGGAACCCGUGGAGGACGAUGCCGAUUACGAGCCACCACCCUCCAACGAUGAGGAAGCCUUGCAGAAUUCCAUCCUGCCUGCCAAGCCUUUCCCCAACUCCACGUACAUCGACAGGCUCGCCUCUGGGAAGGGCCCCCAGCAGCCUCCUGUGCCCCCUCAGAGACCUAUGGCUGCCCUCCCUCCCCCGCCAGCUCCUGGGAAAAUGCAUCAGCCUCUACUCCCACCCCAGCCCAACCAUGAAGAGCCUAGUAGAAGUAGAAACCCCCAAGCACCCCAAAGGCUCCCUGCUCCUUUGAUAGACAGAAGCAAGAAACCUCCCCUAGAUCGGUCAUUAGCUCCAUUUGACAGAGAACCCUUCACACUAGGAAAGAAAACAGCAUUUUCUGACAAGCCCUCGAUUCCGGCAGGCAGGCCUCUCGGGGAGCAUUUACCCAAGAUACAAAAGCCUCCUUUACCACCAGCCACCGAAAGACACGAAAGAAGCCCCCUGCCAGGGAAAAAGCCACCUGUGCCAAAGCAUGGAUGGGGACCAGACAGAAGAGAGAAUGAUGAAGAUGACGUGCAUCAAAGACCUUUGCCCCAGCCAGCACUGCCCUCCAUGAGCUCCAAUACUUUCCCUUCAAGAUCCACCAAGCUGAACCCUAAGCAUUCCCUCCCACUGCCUCACAUGCCCGGAGCAUUCUCAGAAAGUAACAACAAUUUUCCGCAGAGUGCCUCACUGCCACCGUACUUUUCUCAAGGCCCUAGCAACAGACCACCUCCCAGAAUUACAGCUGAAGGCAGGAACUAUCCCUUACCAGUUUCAAAUAAACCCCAGCCACCAUCCCAUGAAGAAGAAGAGAAUUCAUUAAAUGAAGAAUGGUAUGUUUCUUAUAUUACCCGGCUAGAGGCAGAAGCUGCUCUUAGAAGGAUAAACCAGGAUGGCACUUUUCUGGUUAGAGACAGCUCUAAAAAAACAGUAACCAAUCCGUAUGUCCUCAUGGUGUUGUACAAAGAUAAAGUUUAUAACAUCCAGAUCCGUUACCAGGAGGAAAAUCAAGUUUACUUGUUGGGAACUGGACUCCGAGGGAAAGAGGACUUUAAGUCUGUGGCAGGGAUUAUCGACUACUUCAGGAAAAUGCCACUUCUGCUCAUUGACGGGAAGAACCGAGGUUCCAGAUACCAGUGCACAUUAACGUAUGCUGCAGGGUAUCCGUAGCAAGUUAGCCAAGGAAAUGAACCUUCCUCUUGCCUCUGUUGCUGACACAGGAAGAUCUGUCACCUUUAGGGAAUGGACAAAGCUUGGGACUGAAUAGAGCCCCUCAACAUGGAACGCAAGGGUUUUGUCCUUUCGUUUUUAAAAAAGUGUUUGAAAGGAAGACUGUCAAAUACCCCCUAAUUUAUUUUUCUUCAAUGUUUGUAAAGUGCACGAGUAAUGACGUUCAUGCGUAAAGUCUAGUAGUGCACUGCAAUAAUUCAUUUAUACGAAACAGAUGUGUAUUUUGAAUACCCAUUUCAAGGUACAGUAGUUCACACAGAUACAGAAAAAGUCUGGAGCAACUUUAAAAACAUUGAACUGUAAUAGUUUUUGGUAUCACAUGAAACUUUUUUUUUAGUAGACUUGUCAGUCAGAGGCAAUCAUCAGUUUUAUACAUAUAAUUUGAAAAUUACUAAAAUUCACUUUCUCAGCAGCAAUAAUUUAAGAGGCUUAAAUAUACUAUUUUAUUCUUUCUUAUUUGGUGGUUUUUUCUGGGGAGGGUGUUUUAUAAAAGAUAAACGUAUGUUGGAAUAACUCCCUGGGAUUAAAAUUAACUUUUUUUUUUUUUUUGCUUUACUUUUGGGCUUCUAAAACAACUUUAUUGACUUAACUAUUUAGUCCAUAUAUUAUUAUAUAUAUAUUUUGUUUUGAAGCAAAGUUAAGCUACAAAUACCAACAGAAAAACAUUUUAGAUUUAGAGAUGAGGCACAGACUUUGGUGUCUAAUACACCUGGGUUUAAUUGAGGUUGGCACUUCAUCGCAUUCCCACACCCACAUCCCGCCCCCCUCCACCGAGGCCCCUCCAACUCCAAAAGCAUUGCCAAGUGAUGUAGACUUUACCCAAGGCAUCUUGAGCACACGAAGGAGCAAAUCAUACACACAGAAAAAUUUAAUCAGACAUUUCUGUUAGAUUCUCCUCUUCCCUUCCUCUCUCCAUCUCUUUUUAUCCCUCUGACGACUGCCAUAAAGCCCUUUCUCUUCAUCCUUUCCAAAAAGGCUCUAUAAAUCCUCCAAAGCAAUCUAGUUCUCUCCUUCAGUUUGCAUAUCUCACUUAACAAAAAAGUAGUAGUAGUCGGCGUUUAGCAAAACAAAAACCUGGUGUUUAGCAAAACACAGUGACAACUGAUUGCUUUUCAAGUUUUUCCCUUUGCGACCUCAGUUAUUAUUCCACAUCUUUUAUUAACAACAAAAAUUUUUGGUUUCUCUGCUUGAUCUACAAGUUUUCUGAGUGGCAAAUAGUAUCUUACAUUUUCAUAUUCAUGAGCUAGUAGAAAUAUUAUUGGAAGGGAUCUUAGAAGUCAUCUGGUUCAAACUGAUGAAUUCCUAAGGUGACGAGUCAGUGGAGACUUUUAACAAAUGGUAAAAAUGGUGUUUCACAAAGACCCAUACUACAAAAUGGAGGCUCUCAAUUUAGGGUCCAGAGCUUGGCAGUUCUAAAGCUGAAAAGCCCGUAUUUGUUUACAUGUUUAUUCAACAAAAUAUUCAACGAGCAUUUGAUUAGCGCCUAUUCUGUGUUAAACACUGAGCUAGGUGCUGCUGGACAGUGGGAAUAGCAGGCAACUAAAGUUCUGCUCUGGGGUGAGCUGAAUUUGCCCCUUGUUUCAUUGUAUUCCAUCCUCUAUGUUCAAAAAUAUCUAAAAUGAAGGACAUAGCAGAUUGCAAAGCAUCUAUAUUCUAGUGAAUCAUGCUUACAAGGUAAACCAAGCUUAUUAUUUUAUUUUUAGUCUCUUCUGGUAGAAGAGGACAGAAGUUAGGACUUUUUAGGAUGAAGGUAUUCUAUUCCACCGCUAUGACUCAACUCAGUGGUGGGUAUCUCAUGUUUUUAUAUGAUUAGCCUUCUUUUAUUAUUAUUAUUGUGCUUUAGAUGAAGGUUUACAGAACUAGCUUCUGAUUAAACAAUUAGUACACAUACUGUUUUGUGACAUUGGUUGCCAACCUCACAUGUCAACACUCUCCUC
Trichechus manatus latirostris (Florida manatee) is the source of this 3864-nucleotide messenger RNA. RefSeq names its product lymphocyte cytosolic protein 2 (gene LCP2). The coding region runs from base 263 to 1867 and encodes 534 amino acids. The transcript is spliced from 24 exons. Gene Ontology annotation, biological process: intracellular signal transduction; cell surface receptor protein tyrosine kinase signaling pathway. Gene Ontology annotation, molecular function: protein binding. NCBI's taxonomy places the organism in Eukaryota, Metazoa, Chordata, Mammalia, Sirenia, Trichechidae. The record is from RefSeq and is a predicted model, not a curated record.